Messenger RNA from Anguilla anguilla (European eel), 6237 nucleotides. It is a transcript of the gene cacna2d2a, whose product is annotated as calcium channel, voltage-dependent, alpha 2/delta subunit 2a. Gene Ontology annotation, molecular function: voltage-gated calcium channel activity. NCBI's taxonomy places the organism in Eukaryota, Metazoa, Chordata, Actinopteri, Anguilliformes, Anguillidae. Gene Ontology annotation, cellular component: voltage-gated calcium channel complex. The record is from RefSeq and is a predicted model, not a curated record. The transcript is spliced from 39 exons. The coding region runs from base 314 to 3667 and encodes 1117 amino acids.
UACUCGCUCAGUUUGUUUGUUACGUCGUCGGAGAGGUGGAGAGAGAGAGAGAGCGAGAGAGAGAGAGAGUACACAGUGGCACCAGCGGCGGCGGUAGCGUCAAUGCAUCUGUGUUUUCGAAUUGCCUGUCUUGAGCUGCCAAUCCACUGUACAACAUUUCCGAUUGAGACCUCACACCAGGAAUCGCCAGGAGCCUUUGAAAUCUCUCAACACAGCAGAAGGAGCUAAACGUUUCUGUUUUGGUUGCCUUUGAAAAAGAAGUCCUACAUAACAAUUGUGUUUUAACUCAGUUUCUUGAAUUUUUAAUGGAAAAAUGGCGUUCUGUGCUCAGUCCUGCAGCAUCUUCUGCUUCGUCUCAAUCCAAACUAUCCUGAUUUUCAGCGUAUCGUCGCCUGGAACGGAAAGCCUCAGUUUCCCUCAAAACUACACGAUGAUCCACUGGGCGGGACGCAUUGAGAAAGAAAUUGAAAACGUCCUUAAGCACGUCAGUGGAGCCCAGCAAAUGAGAGGGAUUUAUAAUGAGAAAAAGGGCCAGUUCGAGGUCGUGAAGAACUCCCCCAUGGAGCUUGUGGCGAAGGUGGCGGGAGAUAUUCAGGGUUUGCUGAUGAGUAAGCGGAAGGCUCUUGAGAGGCUGGCUAGAGAAGCGGAGCAGCUGCAGAAGGAACAUGUUUGGCAGGAUGGCAUUAAGGCGAGUGAUAUUGAGUACUAUGAUUCCAAGGCAGACUCAGACUCCUCAGAGUCAGAUGGUGAUGGAGAAGAUGGCUUCACUGAGGAACGCAGUUCUCUAAAACUAGAGUUUGUUGAUGAUCCAAACUUCAAGAACAAAGUCAACUAUUCCAACACAGCUGUGCAAAUCCCUACGGACAUCUACAAAGGAUCUCCUGUGAUCCUCAAUGAGCUGAACUGGACCCAGGCCUUGGAGAAGGUCUUCAUUGACAACAGCAGGGAGGACCCAUCGUUGCGUUGGCAGGUGUUUGGCAGUGCCACUGGUGUCACCAGAUACUACCCAGCCACACGAUGGAGAGCCCCCAAUAAGAUUGACCUGUAUGACGUACGAAGGCGGCCUUGGUACAUCCAGGGGGCAUCUUCUCCCAAAGACAUGGUCAUCAUUGUUGACGUGAGUGGCAGUGUGAGUGGCCUCACUCUCAAACUGAUGAAGACCUCAGUGAUGGAGAUGCUGGACACUCUGUCAGAUGAUGACUACGUCAACGUGGCCAGGUUCAAUGAAAAGGCUGACGCAGUGGUGCCCUGCUUCAAGAAUCUGGUCCAGGCCAAUAUUCGCAACAAGAAAAUCUUCAAGGAGGCCGUGCAGCACAUGUCUGCCAAAGGCACCACAGACUACAAGUCCGGCUUCCAUUUUGCCUUCCAGCAGCUGCUCAAUGAUAGCAAUGUCCCGCGAGCAAACUGCAACAAGAUGAUUAUGAUGUUUACAGACGGAGGCGAGGACCGAGCACAAGACAUCUUUGAGAGAUACAACUGGCCCAACAAGACGGUGCGAGUAUUUACAUUCUCUGUGGGCCAACACAACUAUGAUGUCACCCCCUUGCAGUGGAUAGCUUGUGCGAAUAAAGGUUACUACUUUGAGAUCCCAUCCAUUGGCGCCAUCAGAAUCAACACACAGGAGUACUUGGAUGUGCUAGGACGUCCAAUGGUGCUGGCAGGGAAUCGAGCCAAGCAGGUGCAAUGGACCAACGUAUACCAGGAUGCCUUGGGCCUAGGACUGGUGAUAACUGGAACAAUGCCUGUUUUCAACCUCACUGCAGACGGGAGUUCUCAGAAUCAGCUCAUUCUUGGAGUGAUGGGAGUGGACAUUGCUCUCAGUGAAAUCAAGAGGCUUACACCAAGAUACAAACUUGGAGCAAAUGGAUACACCUUCGCCAUCGACCCAAACGGCUAUGUUCUACUUCACCCAAACCUGCAGCCCAAGAUCAUUAAUUUCAGAGAGCCUGUCACUUUGGACUUCCUGGAUGCUGAAUUGGAAGAUGAACACAAGGAGGAGAUCCGGCGGCAGAUGAUCAAUGGAAAAUCGGGGAAAAAGACAAUUAGAACACUCAUUAAGUCAGUUGAUGAGAGGUACAUUGAUGAGGCUGUUCGAACUUACUACUGGGCACCUGUUAAUGGCACAGACUACAGUCUGGGUUUGGUACUUCCUAACUACAGUGAAUACCACAUCCGAGCCAACCUGAGUGACCAGAUCCUUCAGGUUCAGUUGCAAUACUACUAUUCCAAGGAUUUUGAAUCUCUGCUGCCAGUCAGUUUUGAUUCCGAGGGACAUGUAUUCAUUGCUCCCAGGGAAUACUGCAAGGAGCUAGAGCUCUCCAACAACAACACAGAGUUUCUGCUCAACUUCAUCGCUCUCAUGGAGAAAAUCACACCUGAUUCCAAGCAGUGUGAUAACUUCCUCCUUCACAACCUCAUCUUGGACACGGGUAUCAUCCGACAACUGGUGGAAAAGGUGUGGAAGGCCAAGGAUUUCGAUAACUAUGGUUUCCUGGCCUUGUUUGCUGCUACAGAUGGAGGCAUCACAAGAGUCUACCCCAACAAAGCUGCUGAAGACUGGGAUGAGGACCCAGAACCUUUCAACGCCAGCUACUAUCGCCGCAGCCUGGACAACAAGGGUUACAUUUUCCGGGCACCUUAUAGAACCCAAAACGACGAUAUCCUAAACCCAGAAAACGACACCAUUGGCAUCCUGGUCAGCACUGCAGUGGAGAUCUCCUUAGGCGGGAAAACGAUCAAACCUGCUGUUGUGGGGGUGAAACUUGAUUUGGAGGCUUGGGUGGACAAGUUCAAGAUACUGGCCAGCAACCAGUCUGACAGCCGACAGGGUUCACACAAGUGUGGGCCUUCCAGCAGUUGUGAGAUGGACUGUGAAGUCAACAGUGAUGACCUCCUGUGCUAUCUGAUUGAUGAUGGAGGGUUCCUGGUUAUGUCCAACCAGAAAAGUGACUGGAAUAGGAUUGGCAUGUUCUUUAGUGAGGUGGACCCCAUCCUGAUGUACGCCCUCUACAAUAACUCCUUCUAUGACCGCAAGCAAUCUUUUGACUACCAGUCUGUCUGUGAGCCCGUGCCAAGCAGCAACACAGGUGCUGCACCCAGGGGGGUCUUUGUGCCCACCAUUGCAGACUUCCUCAAUUUGGCCUGGUGGACCUCAGCAGCAGCCUGGUCCCUGUUUCAGCAGCUGCUAUAUGGAGUGGCCUAUCACAGCUGGUUCAUCAAAGAAGACGUGGAGGCAGAGGGGAUGGACUCAAGAGAAACUAGCUGUGUCACAAUACAGACUCAGUACUAUUUCACCAAUGUUUCCAGCUCCUACAAUGUACUGCAGGACUGUGGCAACUGUUCCAGGCUGUUCCAUGCUAAGCGGAUAAAUAACACCAACCUGCUGUUCGUGGUGGCAGAAAAGAUGCCCUGUAACUCAUGUAAUAUAGAGAAGCUGUCACAGACGGAGACAGAGUUCAAGGUGGAAAACCCAUGUUUGGAGGUGCCUGUAGCACGGUACCGGAAAGGCCCGUCCACCUGCUUUGACUACAAUCUUGCGGAGAACACCUCGGAUUGUGGGCGGGGCUACUCAUUCCAACCCUCGUUAAAGGUCCUGCUGUGUCUCCAGCUGCUUCUCUUAUAUCUGACAGCCUCCUCUUACAACCUGCCCUUCCCCUCAUCACUUUAAUUCCAUCUUAUUCUGCCUGCUCGUCCUCCUCUCCAUGCUCCUCCCCUCCCUUCAUUUACUUCCUGAUCCUCUUCACCCCUUCCUUUCCCCCUUCCUUCCUUCAGUCAUAGAUGAUGAUGGGACUUCCUGAUGCCCUGUUUUGGAAGCCCUGAGUACUGUUUCCCCUCCAUCAUGCUCGGUGACAUACAGUAGCUUCACGGGCGGUUGCUUAGCGACGGUUGUUGGGCUUUGUUGUGCAGCCAGUCACCUUCAUCCAGGGGAGGAGCUCUGUGUUCCUUCCACAGAAAAAGAAGAAAAAAAAUAAAAAAACCACAAACGCCACGACCAGAAAAAAAAACGGCAUCAGAAGAAGAAAUAAAAAGAUGACGGAUGCUGCUCUCGUACACCUCCUGCCAGUACAGACACAUUUCUCAUCACCUUGCAACUGGUCAGGCAGGAGAAGGCGGAAGCGGUGGACAUUGGUCGCUCUCAUUCCUCAUGGACCUUUAGAAUUUUACUGGGCCUCGUCCCGUUUGUCUCAGAUAGUGGUCACAGUACCAUUCAGCCACAUAUAGCUACUGGAAAAAAAACUAACACUAAGACAAAAAAAAAAACAACACAGAAAAAACAGUAAUUACCUGAAAUAUCAAGCAUACAAGAUUCACUUCCAUUCAUUAGGGUAUAAUUUGAAAGGGAAAUUGUUAUAUUUGACUGACUUAAAACAUUAAUUUAUUUAUGCACUAUAUCUACUUCUUGCCAAAAUGAGAUAGACUUUUCAUGUGGUCUUAUUUUUUAUAGCCAAAUAGAAAGAGGAAAAGGAAGAAAAUAAAAUAAUGUUAAAUAAUCAACAUGAAUAGAAUAAUUAUCAAAAUACGAUCUCACUUCUAUCAGUAGAGACAGAGUGUCUCAGAGUAAUGACAUCAUCAGUGUGGGUUGUCUGUAGUUUUAUCCCAUGUAUUCCAAGGAGGCCAUCAUGCUCUUUGCAGAUCUGUGUCUUUAUGAUGUAAUAGCCCAGUGCUCUCCAACCUUGAAUGUCCCCUCUAACUGCUCGCCUGAGAGGUUAAGUGGUCCUUUCAGACACCGAAGACAAAGGUGCCAAGACAUUAUGUGUGCAAUUCAUCCUUUGUUGUUUUUAAAGACAGAGAAAUAUUUAUUGAGACCAUCUAGUAUAGCAGCCACUCAUGCAUUUGUUAUUGCUUGUUUUGGGUUGAAUUCAGCCUGUAGAAGACUGAAGAUAAGCUGUGCAGACCUUAUAUUGCAGAACUGAAAGUCCUUUCUAGGCUGUGCAUUCCCAAUGAUGUUGCCAUCAAUCAAGUCUGUAAUCUGGAAUUAAGUAAGAGUUGAGUUUAUUAUUAUGUAAUUAGUCUGAGAUUUAAGUUGUUUUAAAAAUUAUGAGGUUUUAUUAAGUAUAGUAUAUGAAUACUGUCUGGCCUGCAGCAGUCCCUCUCUGUAGUGCCUUUGGGCACACAUCCUGUUGGACAGCACUGGUAUUACAGUAACCUUUCUGACUGUUGUACUGAUGCACUUGUGGGGGGCCCAGCAAUGUAAGACCAUCGUUUCCUCAGCAUCAGCCCAAACUCUGUAAAGAACACACAUUUCCAGUAAAAAAAAAAAAAAACUGUUGACCUGGGAUCUUAAAUGACAAACACUCAGUUCAUCUUGUUGUCAUUUUUCUGUAUUCUAUGGCCUUGGGACGGUACAGUACAGGCCUGGAACCCUCCCCCGCCUCCCCCAAAAAAUAUAAAAUAACCCAGUCCCCUCAGCCACAGCCUCUCUCAAUGUGAAUGGGAAAGUCUUGAAUAUCUGGGUUGCUUGCUUAAACUGCCAGAACCAUCUUGACCACACUGAUCAAUACUGCUGAGGGGAAAGGGCAAGAAAAGUAUGAGGGAGAAGUUUGGAACAUGACCAUAGAUACAGAAUUAGCUGUUUACUACAAAGGAAUGUAUGUGAGUGCAAAACUGAAAAUGUAAUGUAACUGUAAUCUGGGGAGUGAUGGCAGUGGUAGUGUAGGCAUUCCUAUUUUUUGCCGGACAAACACUGUCCACAGUCAAAUGUGUUGUCAAAUGUGGAAAAUUGAACAUGUGUGUGGUUUUUCAAUUUUUUUUAACCUAACCUUUUUUGUCAUUUGAUGAAAAUGGUGGAAAGAGGAGUUGUCUCACCCCCCAUUGGUAGUUUUUACUGAGUUGUUGAAAGAAUGUUUGAACCGUUUUAUUGGUGUGUGUAUUUAUUUUUAAAGAGGUUGGUCGCAUUGUCUCAGCUUCUAGCCGCUUCAGUAUCUUCCGUGGAGUUUACGCACUUCACAGUGGCUUUGCAUUGUCAAAGUGGUCAAAUUGGUCAGUGUGUCUGGAUUCUUGAUUGAUUUAUGUGCAGAAAUAAUUGACAAAAAUGUAUCCUUUAACUGCCAUGGUUGUGUGCAAUAGGAAUUUGUAAUUUAUUCAGGAAUAGAUGGGAAUCAGAACAUAUUUUUAACCACAAGUAUAACAACAUUGCUGGUGUUUCAUUGCUACAAAGCAAAUAUUAUGGUUGGUUGUUAUCAUAUGUACAUGGAAACAACAAAACUACAACAUUAAAGAGUUUGGGGAAAGGCUGAA